Messenger RNA from Trematosphaeria pertusa, 1149 nucleotides. RefSeq lists its product as uncharacterized. The coding region runs from base 1 to 1149 and encodes 382 amino acids. The record is from RefSeq and is a predicted model, not a curated record. The transcript is spliced from 3 exons. Gene Ontology annotation, cellular component: membrane. Lineage: Eukaryota; Fungi; Ascomycota; Dothideomycetes; Pleosporales; Trematosphaeriaceae.
AUGUCUGCAACGCUCGACAUACCUUCAUCCGUCAACCUCCUCGCCCGCGCAGAAACCACAAUCGCAUGCGUGAGCGCCACGCCGGACCAUAAUGGCUAUGUUCCUCCCGGCUCUUGCGAUUCGUUUUAUGAAUACUACCCAUCAUUCGCCCUUGCUGCGGUAGUCACAGGCCUCUUCCUCCUAACCACCCUCGGCCACAUCCUCCUAGCCUUCUACCACAAGAAAGGGUUCUGCUGGGUCGUCUGCAUGGGCACGCUGUGGGAGUUUGCCUCGUUUGUGUUCCGCACGCUGAGCACGAAGAAUCAGCAGAAUAAAACUUUGGUACAAAACAGCUUUCUGCUGUUUGCUCUAGCCCCGUUGUGGAUUAACGCUUUCGUCUACAUGGUCGCCGGCCGUCUGAUCUUCUGCUUCCACCCCGAGAAGCGCGUCUACAAGUUCAAAGCCAUAUACAUCGGUCGCUUCUUCGUGCUGGCCGACAUCGCCUGCUUCGCCGUGCAGUUGGGCGGCGCGCUGAUGAUCAGCCCUGGCGCGAGCCAGAAGCUCAAGGAAACGGGCCUGCAUGUCUAUCAGGCCGGCAUCGGGCUCCAGCAGGGUUUUGUGCUGCUCUUCGUCGCUAUCCUUGUGGGCUUCCAUGUGGCGAUGCGUGGGCUGGAGCGCAGUGGCUGGAGGGAUAGCCAGAAUCGGAAGUGGGGACUCAUGGUUUGGGUGCUGUAUUUUGUGCUGAUUAUGAUUACGAUCCGCAUCGCCUACCGCCUCGCCGAAUACCUCAUCCCUCUCGACGGCAACCCGCUGCUCACCCACGAAUUCUACUUGUACGUCCUCGACGCGCUACCCAUGUUCCUCGCGCUCGUCGCCCUACUCGUCGUGCACCCCGGUCGCGUGCUCGUCGGGCCCGGAAACAACUACCGCGAAGGCAAGAAGCAGAUGAAGGCUGAGAAGAAGGCGAGGAAACACGGGAAGCCGUUUGGGGCUGAUGAGGAGGAGAGCAUGAUGGGUGUGGAAUUGGAUCAUGCUGGCUCGGCUUGGGGCGGAUCAGCUGCGCCGGCGGCUUAUAGUCCGUUGGGUGAUGAGCAGGUGCAUGGGGUUGUUGGGGGUGCGGAUGCGCAGGGACAGGGGACGUUAUAUGAUCCGCACUAUGGGGGGAUGUAG